Molecule: messenger RNA, 837 nt
Organism: Spinacia oleracea (spinach)
Lineage: Eukaryota; Viridiplantae; Streptophyta; Magnoliopsida; Caryophyllales; Amaranthaceae
Product: glutathione S-transferase T2-like
Exons: 1
Coding region: 1-837 (278 amino acids)
Source: RefSeq, a predicted model, not a curated record
AUGGAUCCUAAUAAUUCUCAAUUCAAUCCAAAUAUGUUAUCUCCUUCUCAGUUACAAGAUUUUAUUAAGUGGUGUAAAGAGAAUCCUCAACCAAACAUCUCCGACGUCCAAACCUCAAACCAAAUUCCUAGUAUAUCAAAUAAUCCAAAUUUAUUUUCCACCGAACCAACCUCUCAACAUUUUCCCAUAUCACAACACUUUCAAAAUACUGAAGAGGAUGUUGCGUAUACUAAUAUCGGUGAACCAACUCAAACAAAUAGUGAUGAAGUUGUUAAACAAAAUAAGCCAAAACGAGGUAGACAAACAAAAGGUACACCAUCAAUUGGCGAUCAAUCUCAUACAAAAAGAACAACAGGCGGUGCUUGGUCUGUAGAAGAAGAUCUUGCGCUACUAGGAGCAUAUAUUGAGUCAGGAGGAGACCAACGCAAAGCUACCGAUCAAACAAGCGAGGAUUUUUGGGAAAAUAUUAUACAAUUGUUCGAAAUGGCUCGAGAAAAUAAUCCCGACUUCCCAAAAAGGACAACGGAUGCUAUACAAAGUCGGUGGAAAAGAAUUAAUAAAGAUGUGACAGCAUUUGUUAGUAAGUAUAGUGAAGCGAAAAUUUGUUGUGGUAGUGGAUCAAAUGCGACUAAUGUAUUGAAUAAAGCUCGUGCAAUUUGGUCACUCUCUGAUAAUGGAAGGAAGUUUCCAUUUGAGCAUUUGUGGGAAGAGAUGGGAAAUUACCCUAGGUGGCAAGAGCCUACAUAUGAAAUUCGUACAGAAAGCGACGGGAGCUCAAAGAGAGCAGAACCAGAACCCUCGCCGGGUGGUACAAUGGCUCGUCCAAAAUUGGCGUGA